This is a messenger RNA of Schizophyllum commune H4-8, 534 nucleotides long. RefSeq lists its product as uncharacterized. The record is from RefSeq and is a predicted model, not a curated record. The coding region runs from base 35 to 304 and encodes 89 amino acids. The transcript has a single exon. NCBI's taxonomy places the organism in Eukaryota, Fungi, Basidiomycota, Agaricomycetes, Agaricales, Schizophyllaceae.
UGUUAGCGCAUCUGAGAAGCACCCCUCCCGGGAGAUGGGCCACUCACCGGAAGAAGGCCAGCGAGAACAAACCAUCCACGAGGGAAGCAGCUCCAGAAGGCUCCUCCACCCCUCCCCCACCCCCUUGCGGACAUUUUUGCGCUGCAUUAGCACCCCCUUCCCCUCGCCAAAGGCGCGCAACGUUGCACCCCCGUUGCCCGAGUGCAAAAAAGUGUUAACAAGUAUGUUUCUAGAAGGUUGUCAGCGUCGGGUAGAUAGGUCAGCGAAGGUGCAGUUGACAAAGGGGGAGGGGGUAGGGAGGUGAAGAGUAAGGGGGAGAUAGAAGUAGACCUGGAUAGGUCGCACAUGAGCUACAAAAUCACGGUGAGGCGAUGUAGUGAUAAGUAAAAGGAGGGAGGGGCAGCGGUAGGUACUGCCACUGAAGGGAACGAGGCCGACGAGCGCAAAGGUAACAGUAGAAUGAUUAGUAAAGCGACGAAAUCGUGGGUAGGGGGACAAGCCUCAGGGGAGGGAGGGAUACACGGAAUCAGCGAG